Molecule: messenger RNA, 4293 nt
Organism: Lathyrus sativus (Indian pea)
Lineage: Eukaryota; Viridiplantae; Streptophyta; Magnoliopsida; Fabales; Fabaceae
Source: the annotation of a GenBank genome assembly
AUGGCAGCGAUUGAUUUCGAGGAACGAGGACACUCGUUUGCAAGAGCAUCAAAUGCAGAAUGGGUGGAAGAAGACGAAGAAGAUCUUCAAAUGUAUGCACUCUUAAGGUUGCCUACGACGAAGCGCAUGAAUUUGGCAUUGAUGAGGAAACCAUCUUCGGAGUUUAAUGAUUCGUCACUUUCAAAAUCCAAGAAAAAUAGAAUGGAACAAAUUGAUGUAAGAAAGCUGAAUCGCAUUUAUCGUGAACAUCUUGUUAAGGAUGCUUUGGCUACCAAUGAACAAGAUAAUUAUAAGCUUCUUUCCGCCAUCAAAGAACGAUUCAAGAGGGUUGGCUUGGAAGUGCCUAGCAUUGAAGUAAAAUUCAGAAACUUGAAAAUUGAAGCUAAUGUUAAAGUUGGGACAAGAGCUCUACCAACUUUGAUCAAUUACUCAAGAGAUUGUCUUGAGGGUUGUGUAACUUGCUUGGGGAUAAGUAAACCUAAGAGACAUUCUUUGACAAUCUUAAAUGAUAUCAAUGGUGUUAUCAAACCUGGAAGGAUGACAUUGUUAUUAGGCCCUCCAGGAUCUGGCAAAACUACUUUGCUUUUGGCUCUUGCUGGAAAACUUGAUAAAGAACUCAAGACAAGUGGUAAUAUAACAUACAACGGAGAAGAGCAAGACCAGUUUUGUAUUCAAAGGGCUUCAGCAUACAUUAGCCAAGUUGAUAAUCACACAGGAGAGUUAACAGUGAGAGAAACUUUUGAUUUUGCAAAUCGGUGUCAAGGUUCAAGUGAUGCAGAGUUAUUGAAAACGCUUGAAAGCUUAGAAAAGGAAAAAAAGGUGCUGCCAAGUCCAGAGAUUGAUGCAUUUAUGAAGGCAACAUCUGUUGGUGGCAAAAGGCACAAUGUAAUGACCGAUUAUAUUUUGAAAGUGCUUGGUCUUGAUGUAUGCGCUGAUACUGUUGUUGGUAGUGAUAUGAUAAGAGGGAUAUCCGGUGGCCAAAAGAAGAGAGUAACAACAGGAGAAAUGAUUGUUGGACCAAGAAAAGCUUUGUUUAUGGAUGAAAUAUCAACUGGACUUGAUAGCUCUACCACAUUCCAGAUAGUAAAAUGCAUAAGAAAUUUUGUUCAUCAAAUGGAAGCUACUGUACUAAUGGCUCUUCUUCAACCUGCACCAGAGACAUUUGAGCUCUUUGAUGAUCUAAUACUUUUAUCAGAUGGAUAUAUAGUAUAUCAAGGCCCCAUAGAAAAUGUAGUAGAGUUUUUUGAAUCAUUAAGUUUCAAACUUCCACCGCGCAAGGGAGUUGCAGAUUUUCUUCAAGAGGUUACUUCUAAAAAAGAUCAAGCACAAUACUGGGCCGAUUCUUCAAAGCCAUAUAAAUUUAUUUCAGUACCAGAGAUUGCAGAAGCCUUCAAAAAUUCAAAAUUUGGAAAGUCUGUGGAAGCCAUAUAUACGGCUACUUAUGAUAAAUCGAAAAAUCCUUCAACUUUGCCCAAAUCAAAUUUUGCUGUCUCGAGUUGGAAUCUUUUCAAGGCUUGUUUGUCGCGAGAGUUGACCUUGCUCAAUAGAAAUAGAUUUCUUUACAUUUUCAGGACUUGUCAGGUUGCACUUGUUGGAGUUAUCACAUCCACAAUGUUCCUACAAAUAAAACAUUAUCCUAAGAACGAAGCAAUUGGCAUUCUCUACAAUUCCGCGCUAUUUUAUGCACUCGUGCACAUGUUGUUUAAUGGAACUACCGAGCUGACUCUUUUGAUAAUUCGGCUCCCCGUCUUCUAUUCACAAAGAGGAAAUUUAUUUUAUCCAGCAUGGGCCUGGACACUGUCCUCAUGGCUUCUUCAAAUACCUUAUUCCAUUGUUGAAGCUGUUGUGUGGACUUGUGUUGUAUACUAUAGUAUUGGAUUUGCUCCUUCGGUUGGGAGAUUCGGUCGCUACAUGCUUUUGUUGUUCAUGUUGCACCAAAUGGCAUUAGGUCUCUUCCGAUUAAUGGGUUCUCUUGGACGCGAUAUAGUCAUUGGUAAUACAGCAGGAUCGGGAGUACUGAUGAUUUUAUUCUUAUUGGGAGGAUUUAUCGUCCCACUAGGAAUGAUUAAGCCAUGGUGGACUUGGGCUUACUGGUUAUCACCUCUUAAUUAUGCACAAAGAGCAGUUUCAGUCAAUGAAUUUACCGCCACAAUAUGGAUGCUGCCUUCGGCUACGGGGGAAGACACGGUUGGUCACAAUAUACUCAGGACAUUCGAUUUACCAAUCCAAGAUUACUGGUAUUGGAUUAGUAUGGGAAUUUUACUGUUCUACACAAUCAUUUUCAACCUCUUGAACACUUGGGCGCUAGCUAGCUUGAACCCACUGAAAGAACCAAGAGCAAUUCUUGAAAGUGAGGAUGAAGACACGGAAAAGAGUCCUGAUAGAGAUGACAAUGAAUCAAAAAAAAGUUCCAAAUCUACUAAUGGAGAGAACAAAAACAAGGGAAUGAUUCUUCCGUUUCAACCAUUGACAAUGACAUUCCACAAUGUUAAUUAUUACGUUGAUAUGCCAAAGGCUAUAAGACAACAAGGUGUAACAGAAACUAAGUUGAAGCUUUUGGCAAAUGUGAGUGGUGUUUUUGCCCCUGGUGUACUUACAGCGUUAAUGGGAUCAAGUGGAGCUGGGAAAACGACUUUAAUGGAUGUACUUGCAGGAAGAAAAACCGGAGGUUAUAUCGAGGGCGAUAUUAAAAUAUCUGGUUAUCCAAAAGUGCAACACACAUUUGCAAGAAUAUCGGGAUAUGUUGAACAAAAUGACAUACAUUCUCCCGAAAUGACAGUUCAGGAAUCUCUCUGGUUUUCCGCAUCACUUAGGCUUCCGAAGGAUGUAACCAAAGAAAAAAAGCUAGAAUUUGUCGAACAGGUCAUGAGACUAGUAGAGCUUGAGAGUUUAAGAAAUGCUAUAGUUGGAAUGCCUGGCACUUCUGGCUUAUCAACCGAGCAGAGGAAGAGAUUGACGAUUGCAGUGGAGCUUGUAGCAAACCCUUCAAUAAUUUUCAUGGACGAACCUACAUCCGGACUUGAUGCACGUGCAGCUGCCAUUGUUAUGAGAACUGUUCGCAAUACGGUUGAUACUGGAAGAACUGUGGUUUGUACCAUACAUCAGCCAAGUAUCGACAUAUUUGAAGCAUUUGACGAGUUACUUCUUAUGAAACGUGGAGGACAAGUUAUAUAUGGGGGGAAGAUCGGUAAUCAAUCAAGCGUGAUGAUAAGUUAUUUUCAGAGUAUGAACGGAAUCUCCCCAAUUUCCAGUGGCUACAAUCCAGCUACUUGGAUGCUUGAGGUUACAACACCUGCUACUGAAGAGAAAAUGGGUGUAGAUUUUGCCGAUGUUUACGACAAAUCCGACCAAUUCAAGUCCGUGGAAUCUGCUAUAAAACAAUAUGAAGAACCUUCUCCUGGUUCACAACCAUUGAAGUUUGACACAUUAUAUUCACAAAAUACAUGGUCACAAUUUGUCUUGUGUUUAUGGAAGCAGAGAAUUUUGUACUGGAGAAAUCCACCAUACAAUGCAAUAAGGAUGAUCUUUACGAUACUAGCCGCUUUGAUGUUAGGUUCAAUAUUUUGGCAGGUCGGCGCAAAAAGGGAAACAACUCAACAAGUGUUGGUAAUUAUGGGCGCGUUGUUUUCUUCAUUACUGUUCCUCGGGGUGAAAAACGCAGCUUCUAUACAACCAGUUGUUUCAACCGAAAGAACAGUUUUUUAUCGAGAGAGAGCCGCUGGAAUGUACUCUCCGGUUGCUUUUGCAGUAGCACAGGGGCUGGUGGAAAUUCCAUAUCAAAUUUUUCAGACAAUAUUAUUUGGUGUAGUUACAUAUUUCAUGAUGGGUUUCGACAAUAAUCUUCGAAAGUUUGUACUAUAUCUCGUGUUCAUGUUCCUGACAUUUACCUAUUUCACGUUCUACGGCAUCAUGUGUGUUGGUCUUACACCUACCCUACAUUUGGCAGCCGUUACUUCUUCUGCAUUUUACUCUCUAUGGAAUCUUGUCGCAGGUUUCCUCAUUCCAAGAGUGUACAUUCCUAAAUAUUGGCUCUGGUUUCAUUAUCUCUGCCCGGUUUCAUGGACACUACGCGGAGUUAUAACAUCUCAGUUCGGUGACGUGCAAGACGUAAUUGUAGGGCCAGGAUUUAAGGGCACUGUGAAAGAGUAUAUAGCUGUUUCUCUUGGGUAUGACGAUACAAUUAAUGGAGUUUCAGCUGUAGGGAUGUCAGCAAUUGUGCUUGUUCUCUUCACCAUAUUCUUCUUUGGUACCUUUGCUAUAUCAGUUAAAAUAUUGAAUUUCCAAACUAGAUGA